UAGAGGAGAUACCGAGCUAUCCAUCAGUCGAGGAAGAUUGCAAGCAAGUGCUGGCCUGUAUAGAAAUCGCAAUACUCUGCACAAAGAAGAACCGGCGUGAAAGGCCCAGCAUGGAAGAUAUUGUUUAUAAACUGAAUAUGGUAGAUUUGAAGAAAAACGACUCGUCCUCGCAGAUAGAGAAGGAUUUCUUCCCGAGAAUGAAUAUCGUGGAGAACAAGUUACAGCAUACAAGUCACGAGCCGUGGAAUCUAUCAUUCAAAAUGUUGACGGAUAUUACAAAUAAUUUUUCUGAGGAUCGGAUAUUGGGCAAUGGUGCGUUUGGGAAAGUUUACAAGGGGGUGCUUGAAGACGGACAAGUGAUUGCCGUGAAGUUGCUCCAUCAAACGCCAGGGAUUGACGACUCGCACUUUGUAAACGAAUUUAACAAACUUAAGAAGCUGAAGCAUCAAAAUGUUGUGCAAUUAUUGGGUUUUUGCAACGAAGAAGAGGAAUUACGCAUCCAGUAUCAAGGGAAACUAGUGCUUGCUUAUAAAAGACACGCAGCACUGUGCCUUGAGUUUAUAGCAAACACAAGCCUUGACGCGUUUCUUUCCGGUAUGUUUGCUGUUAUAUCUACCAUAGUAUGA
Messenger RNA from Lolium perenne, 626 nucleotides. The record is from RefSeq and is a predicted model, not a curated record. Lineage: Eukaryota; Viridiplantae; Streptophyta; Magnoliopsida; Poales; Poaceae.